Messenger RNA from Megachile rotundata (alfalfa leafcutting bee), 2409 nucleotides. RefSeq names its product actin, clone 403. Lineage: Eukaryota; Metazoa; Arthropoda; Insecta; Hymenoptera; Megachilidae. The record is from RefSeq and is a predicted model, not a curated record.
UGUAUAUAUAUAUAUAUAUGGAUAGUCUAGAUUACACUCAGUUAAAGAUAUUCACCACAGUCAGAGACAAAGAAACGCUUUAUAUGCUCUACUUAAUACAAACUCUAUCUGUAAUUUAAUAACAUUCUCUUAAUUGGCAUAUUUUAAAAACCAAUUAAACUCACAUAAGCAUUUUGUUCUUAUUACCGUGUUAGAUACAGUAACGAUGCAGUUACACGAGCUUUGUGACCUUUGUAUAAUAAUUAAUACAGUUAUAGUCAAGUAUCAAACGUAAUUCCUUUCUUCUAAAUUAUACAUAUAUUACUAAUAUGCUACAUAUCGCAAAUAAUUAGAAUAAUUUUGGCAAAUUCUUUUCAAGUAAAUCUUCCAAAGAAACAUAAAGUAACAUGUUUCUUUACAAUUAUAACGGUUAAAAAAAUUGAAAAAUAUAAUGUUAUUUCAUUAUAUUAAUUAUGAAUAUGUACCAAUUAAUUGAGAUAGAAGGAACAGUUUAAAGCACAGGUACAAAUGUUGAGAGGUAGCGAAGGAGGGGGAGCCAAUAUAAAGCAGCUCCAUUCUUCUGCAGGAACAAUAUUAAAGAAGUCAAUGCACUAUAAAGACUGUGCAAAAUCUAGUCAGAUAAAUAAAUGAUUUGCUAUUUUCAACAAAAAAAUCUAAUUUAAUUUGAUCGUUGAAAAAAAAACCGAAAUAAAUAUCACCGAUUUAAAAUGUGCGACGACGACGUAGCAGCCUUAGUUGUCGAUAAUGGAUCCGGAAUGUGUAAAGCAGGAUUUGCUGGAGAUGAUGCCCCACGUGCGGUAUUUCCCUCUAUCGUUGGAAGGCCUAGAUAUCAGGGAAUCAUGGUCGGCAUGGGACAAAAGGACAGUUAUGUAGGAGACGAAGCGCAAAGUAAAAGGGGCGUUUUAACGGUUAAAUAUCCAAUCGAACAUGGCAUUGUAACAAAUUGGGACGAUAUGGAAAAGAUUUGGCAUCAUACGUUUUAUAACGAAUUGAGAAUCGCACCGGAAGAACAUCCUGUUCUUUUAACGGAGGCUCCGCUGAACCCUAAAGCCAACAGGGAAAAGAUGACACAAAUAAUGUUUGAAACUUUUAAUUCUCCAGCGAUGUACGUCGCUAUACAAGCUGUUUUAUCGCUUUACGCUUCGGGACGCACUACAGGCAUUGUAUUAGAUAGCGGUGACGGAGUUUCGCAUACUGUGCCGAUUUAUGAGGGAUAUGCCUUACCACAUGCAAUUUUACGCAUGGACCUGGCCGGUCGCGAUUUAACGGACUAUCUUAUGAAGAUCUUAACCGAAAGAGGAUAUUCCUUUACUACGACCGCCGAACGGGAAAUCGUUCGAGAUAUUAAGGAAAAACUAUGCUACGUCGCUUUAGAUUUUCAACAAGAGAUGGCUACGGCUGCCGGUUCGAGCGCUCUGGAAAAGAGCUACGAAUUACCGGACGGUCAGGUAAUUACUAUUGGAAACGAACGUUUCCGAUGUCCAGAAGCAAUGUUCCAGCCAAGUUUCUUAGGCAUGGAAUCAUGCGGGAUACACGAAACAACGUACAAUUCGAUAAUGAAAUGUGACGUUGAUAUUCGUAAAGAUUUGUAUGCGAAUUCAGUUUUAUCAGGCGGUACAACAAUGUAUCCGGGUAUCGCGGAUAGGAUGCAAAAGGAAAUAACGGCACUAGCUCCAUCCACGAUGAAGAUCAAGAUAAUCGCGCCACCGGAAAGGAAAUACUCCGUUUGGAUCGGUGGCUCGAUCUUAGCCAGUUUAAGCACCUUCCAGCAAAUGUGGAUUUCGAAGCAAGAGUACGAUGAAUCGGGACCGUCCAUUGUGCACAGAAAGUGUUUCUAAAUUUCUCUGUCUGUAUUUUCGGAUAAAAAAAGAAGUUUCACUACAUUCCGUUAAAAAAUUAUCAGUUAAUAUUAUAUCAUGAUGAAAUAUUUUCGUUUUACAUACAAAAUUAUACAUUCGAACGCGUAACGUAACACUUAUUUGAAAAAUUUCGAUCUUUUAUAAUAGGAUGUUUAAUCUUUAACAUUUCGUCUAGACGUAUCUUUGUACGAAAUAAUCCUAUUUUAUUCGAUAUCGCUUAAUUCUAAGUCGUAACUUCCAUUAGAUACAGAUCAUUUCAUAAGUUAUUAAUGGAUCUUUUGGUUUCUUCUUAAAUUACUUAUUUAUUUAUUUACCUUCUUGUUAACUUAACUUAAGCUUUAUUAGUUUAAAAACGAACCUUUUUCUUCGACUAUGUUAACAAUCGAAAUACGGAGUUCGAUUGUACGCUUAUAUCGUUACUAUCAUGCGUUUACAAAUAGAUUUAUAUUUCCUUGAAAAUGAUCCAUUACUUACGGAACAACCUGUAUUAAUAAUAAUAAUAAUAAUGAUAAUAAUAAUAAUAAUAACGCAUGUACUAUAUUAUGUAGUA